GUACUUAGUUAUUCUUGCCUUCACAGUGGUCUAGUUAUCUACGUGUAUUUUAGGAAUAUCUUUUGCCCCAUAUAAUAGUCCAAUGAUGACUAAAUUACAAUAUCUGAAUGUGUAUCUAACUGAGCGUUUGAUGCAAGCUGCGGAGGAGAUACUUGGAGUGGUCGGAGACACGAUCUCCGAGUACCAGGAAGAAAUAGCUCGGACGAAGAGAGAGAACCAAUACCUGAAACGCCACUUGAUCACACCGGUCCUACGUGCUCCUCAGCCCAUUGUCUCUUGGGUCUCGGAGCAGCAAACUCCCCCUGAGCAACAGCGCUGUGAGCAGGAGUGGAGCUCCAGUCUGGGGCAGGAGGACACAGAGCCCACACAGAUUAAAGAGGAACAGGGUGAACUCAGGACCCGUCAGGAGGUAGAGCAGAUUCAAGGGCCGGAGGCUGAUACCAAAGAAGACUCCAUAACCAUUCCUCUCUGUGUGAAAGGUGACUGUGAUCAGGAGCCACCUCAGUCCACACAUCUUCUCCAAACUGUGGAGAACAGAGAGAAGUACUCUCUACUGACCAACACAACUGGACAGAUCAAAACAGAACCUGAUGGAGAGGGCUAUGGAGUAUCACUAUCAGAACCAACCAGUGACUCCCCUCAGUCUCAGCCCCUCUCUGCAGUAAAUCCAGACUGUUCUAGAACACAGAGUGAGAACACUGAAAGUGUACCUGAUGUUCAGAGAGAUCCAGAAAGGAGACCAGAGGACGACACACAGACACACUCAUGUACUCAGUGUGGAGCCGUGUUCUGUGAGCUUUCCCAACUGAAGGCACACAUGCUAUCCCACACAGAACCACACAGUGGUGACACUAGUCACAGGCAAAUCCUUUGCACAGUCUGUUGGAAGUCAUUCACCUCUACCAGUUACCUCAAGGUCCACCUGUGUUCUCACAAUAAGGAGAAGCCCUUCCACUGUGGUGUGUGUGGCAAGAGUUUCAGCUACUCGGGCAGGUUCAGGGAGCAUCAACGCAUCCACACGGGAGAGAGACCAUACCGCUGCCACGUGUGUGGUAAACGCUUCAACCGGUCUACCCAUCUGAAGACCCACCUGAGGGUCCACACGGGGGAGAAACCCUACUCCUGUCCUGUCUGUGGAAAAGGGUUCAGUCAGUCCAGCCAGAUCAAAGGACACCUCAGAACUCACACCCGAGGAAGGUAGGAGAACGAUGCCUUGGAGUGGAAAGACCCCAUGAGGGGAUAGACGGAUUUCUGUUCUCACAGUGCCCAGCUUUUAGGAAGAGAAAUGGAAAGACAUUACUUCUCUUCAAUGCUACUAAUUCUACAUACACUACAUGGCAAAAUAUGUGGACACCCAUUCAAAUUAGUGGAUUUGGCUAUUUCAGCCAAUCCUGUUGCUGACAGGUGUAUAAAGUGUACUUUUAGUUGACUUUCAAAGUGACACCAUCAUAAGAUGCCACCUUUCCAACAAGUCCGUUUGUCAAAUUUUUAGAGCUGCCCCAGUCAACUGUAAGUGCUGUUAUUGUGAAAUGGAAAAGUAUAGGAGCAACAAUGGCUCAGCCGCAACGCGGUAGGCCAUACAAACUCACAGAACGGGACCGUUGAGUGCUGAAGCGCGUAGUGCGUAAAAACGCUUGUCCUUGGUUGCAACACUCACUACCAAGUUCCAAACUCUGGAUGCAACGUCAGCACAAGAACUGUUCGUCGAGAGCUUCUUCAUGAAAUGGGUUUCCAUGGCCGAGCAGCCGCACACAAGCCCAAGAUCACCAUGCACAAAGCCAAGAGUGGGCUGGACUGGUGUGAAGCUCGCCGCCAUUGGACUCUGGAGCAGUGGGAUCGUGUUCUCUAGCAUAAUGAAUCAUGCUUCACCAUCUGGCAGUCCAACAGACAAAUCUGAGUUUGGCAGAUGCCAGGAGAACGCUACCUGCCCGACUGCAUAGUGCCCACUGGAAAGUUUGGUGGAUGAUUCAUAAUGGUUUGGGGCUGUGGAAAGCCUCCCCAGCAGAUUGGAGUCUGUUAUAGCAGCAAAGGAGGACCAACUCCAUCUUAAUGCCCAAGAUUUUCGAAUUAGAUGUUCGACUAGCAGGUGUCCCCAUACUUUUGACAAUGUAGUGUAUUAUUGCAACACUAGAGGACUAUAGAAUGUAUGAUGUUUUGCAGACUAACUGAGGCACCUCAUGUCUGCAUUGAGUUAAGAGAGCUGCUCUAACACAAUGCUAUGAAAAGACUUGAAUGCAUCUCCUCAUGUAUCACGAGGUUACACUAACUAUGUUUCAAUUGGAGCUGGUUUGCCUCCUUGCAAACAAACUUUCUCUGUCAAAUUGAUUAAGCAUUUGUGGGAACAUUUACUUCUGAAUGUCUGAGAAAAACCCACAUCAGGUCAAUGUUAGCUGGAGUGACGAGUGGGACGAUUGUUACAGACAGCCCAUCCUCACCAAUGUUGUUAUAAAACCAUGUUUGAACACUA
Oncorhynchus masou masou (cherry salmon) is the source of this 2467-nucleotide messenger RNA. RefSeq names its product zinc finger and SCAN domain-containing protein 2-like. NCBI's taxonomy places the organism in Eukaryota, Metazoa, Chordata, Actinopteri, Salmoniformes, Salmonidae. The transcript has 2 exons. Gene Ontology annotation, biological process: regulation of transcription by RNA polymerase II. The record is from RefSeq and is a predicted model, not a curated record. Bases 83 to 1201 code for a protein of 372 amino acids. Gene Ontology annotation, molecular function: RNA polymerase II cis-regulatory region sequence-specific DNA binding; DNA-binding transcription factor activity, RNA polymerase II-specific.